AUGCUCCCUGCGCCACCAAACUUCGCAUCCGGCUCGCAUCUUCCUCAAUUCUCUCUGCAAAACACUUUCGGCCCUGGGUCAUCAUACGGACCACAUCCACAACCCGGAUACCUCUCUCAGGCGCUGUUGCACGAUCCACUGAAUCAAGCAGCAGAUCCCAACUCACCAGAGGUGUUCAAGGACAAUAUACAAAUUGUACAGAAUCAUGUCCAUCGUCUGCGUGAUGCAGCGAAGCAGCUCCAAACGGCAAUUCAAUUGGCGUAUCAACCUGGAUACUCGCCUGCAUCCACUGAAGCUUAUAUCUCGACACUCAAAAAUGAACUCGCUAUGACGAUUGAGAUUCUUCGUAAAUCCGGUGUUGGUGCUCUACCGUUCAUACCCCCUUCCAACGACGACAAUCCAUGUCCUGUGCCCACAGAACAGGCCCUUUUGGAAAAUAGAAUGACGAGUGUCAGGGCGCUUCAUGAAAAGCUGCAACGUAGCCAGGACAGUGCGGCGGUGGUUGCGAAUUUGUUGACGACAGACCAUAUUGUGAGACCAGCAAAAUGA
Messenger RNA from Psilocybe cubensis, 549 nucleotides. RefSeq lists its product as uncharacterized. The record is from RefSeq and is a predicted model, not a curated record. NCBI's taxonomy places the organism in Eukaryota, Fungi, Basidiomycota, Agaricomycetes, Agaricales, Agrocybaceae. The transcript has 2 exons. The coding region runs from base 1 to 549 and encodes 182 amino acids.